CAUUACGGCUCAUUGAACAAGGGUACUCAAAUUAUAUGAGAUUUUAGAGCUUAAUUUAGCGGUUGGGCGAGCAGAUAAUCUCAAAAAAGCGAAUCGUAGAAAGCGGUUAGACCUACGCUGCACGUUGUACAAACAGUCAGUUGAGAGAGAGUGGGGUAUAUCUUUUUAUGAGGAUUAUCACGGCAUUAUAUAUAACUACUGUCAUCCAUGAUUGAUAGUAACGGGGUCUAUACGCAAGUAUUCGCGCGGUCCGCCGAACGUCCAACAAGUUCGUGACACAAAUCAAAAAUUGAAAUUUUAUGACGUGCAAUCCAGACGUCGUAUUCUCCCAUUCCAAAAUCAGAAAUGCUUGUGAGUUGUAUACCUUUUGAAAGAAAUCUUAACCCGAAGCUCGCGACUGAUACUGUUUAGUUAUAGGUGAUGCCAUUAUUUCAAAUGGAGAUAAGGAAAUCGUCGUUUUUAAAUGUUGUCAUCUGAAAUACUCCAGGAUAUUAUUCAAAUACUCGAAUUGUUCAGACUGUUUUAAAGGAACUCCACACAUAUUUUGAUAUUGUUCGUAGAGAAGAAAUAAUCAUCAAAUUUAUUGGAUCAUCGCUUUUCUUGAGGAGGCAGAACAAGGAGUUCAUUAUCCGAGCUACUCAUCUUAUUACGAUUGUAACUGUAACGGUACAUCGCAAGACGUUUUAAAGACCAAUAUUCGAUUUGCAUAUUAUUCAUAGAGUUUGAUGUCUUCAAUAUGUAACUCUUUUUCAGACUCAUACAGGCUAGACCCAUUCUACUGUUGUAUGAACAGAACAAGGAUUAAAUACAUUUUCCUCAGGGAUCAAGUUCAAGUUGUGUGAAGGCUGCGGUAUCAGAAAGCUUAGUAACAUGUCAACAAACUAAUUGACAUCAUAUUUCGGUAAUUUGAGAAAUUAUACCAUCGAUACGAAGUACUGAAGAGGCCUCGCCUUCAUUGUCAGGAUUUUGUUUCUGAUUUCGUGAAACCAAAUACCAAGGAUGGCCCAACAAGCCAAGGAAGCUUGGUACGAUGCACCAAGCAAACCUGUGACAGCUUUCAAAUCACUAGACAAGGAAAGCGCAACACCCAUUGAACAGCCCAGCUUCAAUAUGUCGAAAGAAGAGGAAAACAGCGUUCUCUUUCUCGUCGGGAAUCGCAUGGCCAGCACCGGUGCCCACGGCAUCCCGAACAUCCAGCGUGCCUCGAACAUCUGGCGCCGACUUAUCUGGCUAUUGCUCUUCACUGGUGGCGUGACCGUGGUCGUCUGGCAGUUAACAACCAUCAUCAAUAACUUCUUCGCUUACGAAGUCGACGUCAACAUAGACUUCGUCCGACAGCGUGCCAUCAAGUUUCCUGCCAUCACCGUCUGCAACCUCAACCCUGUCCCUUUGUCAAAGGCUGAUGUUCUCUGGAAUAUUGCUUCGAACGAGGAAGAUGCGACUUCACUCAGGGAUUUUCUACCGGCACAGAAACCCUCCGGUGUGAUGAAUGCGACGCAAAACCAAAAUGAUGCAGGAGCGUCCAUGAGGGGAUACCAGGACUGGGUUAACGUAGACUUUAACCAGUUGAAUACCCGUGUGAGUAAUUUGGAGGUCGCGCAGAGUAUCAUCGGAAGCACAGCGUAUGAAAACCGGAGUGAAACCGGGCACGACCUCGAUGAUAUGCUGCUUGACUGUAACUUUGAGAACUACCCAUGCGCCCCAGACAAUUUUACGCACUUCUAUAACUACAUGUACGGCAACUGCUACACAUUCAACUCGGGGCAAACGGGAAAACCUCUCGAGGUCUCUACAGUGGGACCCUUGUAUGGCCUUUCGCUCGAGCUGUACAUCCAGCAGUCUGAAUAUAUAUCAGACCUGCAGCCCUCGGCGGGGCUACGACUACUUGUACAUGACCAGAAUGAGAUGCCCUUCCCCGAAGACCGGGGCAUUAAUCUCGCUCCAGGGGCCCAUACCUCCGUUGGAUUGUCAUUGGUUUAUCUGGAAAGAAAAGAAUCACCGUACACGAACUGUUCUUUGGAAUUCAAGCCUGGAAACGUAUUUAAAGAGCAGUUUGAUCACCUUGAAUAUUCCCGAUCAGCGUGCGAGAAACACUGCUUUUUCACCGAAGUAAUGAAAGUAUGUGGCUGUGCUGAUGUCAAAUAUAGAUACAAUAAUUCUGCUACCGCGUGUAACAGCUCCGAUGAGGUAUGUGUCGAUGACGUAGAAGCAAAUUACACCCGUGGUGAUCUUAAGUGCGGUUGUACUAUGCCUUGCAAACAACAUAUUUUUGAGAUCACAGUCUCAGAAGCAUCUUGGCCAAACGACGGGUACGCGUCUACCGUUCAACAAAACAUCGAAUCGAUAUCAGAUGACUUAAUGCAGAAACUCAGUGAUGAUGGUCCCGCGAAUUUUAUCAAUAACAACGUUGUGAAAGUAACGAUAUUCUACGAGAAUCUCCAGUACGAGUACAUCUACCAGACAGCAGCAUACACAAUAUACUCCUUGAUCAGCGAUCUCGGUGGGCAGAUCGGUCUGUGGAUCGGCGUCUCCAUCCUGACUAUCUUCGAGUUCAUUGAACUCAUCUACGAUCUCAUCAAACUCAUCUGCCUCAAGCUGAUGGACCCGCGCAUGAAGAAGAAGAGAAGCUCACAGAGUCAAACGAAACAGAGUAACGUCAUGGCCCUUGACGGACAGCAGGGACGCACCAAUUCCCUUUUCGCGGACCGCUGACGCAAGCAUAUGAUGACGGACAAAAUGGAGGAUUUUCCUUCGUUAACUAGCAUGCAGGUUGUCAUAAUAUGAUUUAUCGAACAGUGUGAUAGAAGCGGAUAUGUUUUCACAGUUAAGCCAUUCACUAGGUCCACACCUUGUUGACGUAAGGUAGCGUCAUUUAUAGUCGUUGCAUACAUGCGCCGUUUUACUGACUUGGGAAUGCGUCAUUUACUACCACAUUCUAUGACAUGCCAUGUGAAAGUGGCAUCACACAAAAACUGAUUGAAAGAUGAUAAGUGCAAACGUUGCCUACAAAGAUUGGCGUUUGGACUAAUAACCGUCACGGGCUUGAUUAGCACAAGUAAUAACGAAUAGUUUACAACGGUCACUGGAAGAUGCAAGCUGUGAUGUAUUCCCAUACGAUAGUUGAUUCUUUCGAUUAAAAAAAGAAUGAUGCCAAACUAAACAACGAAUAAUACAGAUAAUGAUGGCUACACAUAGACAAUCAUUCGAGAAGAAAUCUCAAUGCAUCCAUCUAUUUUGUAUAGAUUCAAUGAUAUAUGUCUGAACUUGUCCUGUAUAUUCAUAUGGCUGAAUUUUAUUGACUGACGCAAAGGAAUUGAUGCAUCAUAACGUAGCUCGUAGAGUGCACACUGCAUACGAUGAUCAGUUUGUUGACGUGAAACUGCGUCAAGGACUGACGCACCGUAUGAGAGUGACAUCUUUAAAAAAAUGAACUGUGACAAUAAUGCGUUAAAUGGCUGACGUAUGCACUAAUUGACUUCACCGGUGAUUGGCGCAGGUAGUGGCGCAGCCGGAUGACACCCCGUGUUUAAGGAGCCUAAAAACGAGCAAAAAUGUUGGACCAAUGACGCUUAAAAUAGCUGAGCAUAGAGAAGGCAAUUAAGACCAUCUCGAUUAGAGAUGGUGCACACAUUUCAUGGUGCGUCAGAACACAUCGGGUCAAGAGAAUUGCUACAGAUAUAAUGAUAUGAAUAUUUAUUGUAUUUAUCCAUUUCAUAUUUGUGCAAACGUAUUUGCAUGUUUCAAUCGUGUUAGUAUUGUCGUGAUAUGGAUUUGCUGAGUUCAGCACAAGUUUUCGCAAAUGUUAUUACUUUUAAUAUAACAUGACAAUUUACUCAAGCGUUAUAUCAAUCUAAAGCUAUAUAUUUCACACAAGUCCAAAGUUUUUCGGACGUCAAUAAUUUUCUUUCAAAACCUUACUGUUUUAGGUAAGUUUUGCAUUUCGCGCUUGCGAAAAUAAAAAAAAAAGAAGAAACGCCAAUCUCUCUUUUAACACAAUUAUUGACCAUGACAUUUUACCCGAAACUUUGGGGCAUUUUCAAGUACUUUUUAACAUGCUUUUGCUCAAAAGUUAUAUUUCAAGCAUUUAAGACAGCCGUAGAAAUUAGUUUAAUAGUUAUACAAACUAUCACUUUGGCAAUAAUCUUAAGUUAUUAGCAUCUUAAAAGUGAUUAUCAUCAUUCCUCUUUCAACUCGGAAGUCUUUUAAUCAUGUCUAAAGUCUAAAACUAAAAGUGCAAUGAUUUCAGAAUGCCGUAACAAUUAUUGUUCAUGUUUUUUUGUCUUUCGUAUUUUUCGUUUAUCAAUAAAAUGAAGAUGAAAUAUUUCCUGUUA
This is a messenger RNA of Strongylocentrotus purpuratus (purple sea urchin), 4331 nucleotides long. RefSeq names its product degenerin mec-4. Lineage: Eukaryota; Metazoa; Echinodermata; Echinoidea; Camarodonta; Strongylocentrotidae. Gene Ontology annotation, molecular function: ligand-gated sodium channel activity. Gene Ontology annotation, cellular component: membrane. Gene Ontology annotation, biological process: sodium ion transmembrane transport. The coding region runs from base 1000 to 2712 and encodes 570 amino acids. The transcript has 11 exons. The record is from RefSeq and is a predicted model, not a curated record.